Molecule: messenger RNA, 411 nt
Organism: Penicillium angulare
Lineage: Eukaryota; Fungi; Ascomycota; Eurotiomycetes; Eurotiales; Aspergillaceae
Exons: 2
Coding region: 1-411 (136 amino acids)
Source: RefSeq, a predicted model, not a curated record
AUGCCAUUCAAUGGGACUCAUAUGGAUAUUGAAGAAAAGCAUUUGUUACAAUACUUUCAUUGUGUUGCCUCCCGCUCCCUAACAACGUUUGCGGAUGACCCGGUCGAUAUUGGGAACCUACUUAUGCGGUUGGCCUUGGUCAAUGAUCCCCAACCAGCCACAGCUGUGCUACGGUCUAUACCCGCCCUGUCAUCUGUGCAUCGCGAUGGGCUUCAAUCCCAAGCUGCGGAUCUCAAAAUUUCCGCUCUUAGAGCGCUCAUAACCGCUCCCAAGUGUGACAUCGGUUCCAUCGAAGCAGCUCAACAUGUUGCCAGUGUGAUGCUAUUAUGUUCCUUUGAGGUUAGCAUUUUGAUUACGCCCCAAAGCCCAAGAAGUCAUGAGACUAAUGCUUAUAUGGUCUCGUCGCCUUAG